GGGAGUCUGAAGGAGUCUGGAGGAGGAGCGUGGAGCGAGGAGGAAGAGCGAGAGGACGCGCCCAGCGAGCUCAUCAGCCAUGGACGAACACGGCUCCCUCUGCUACGACAAGCACAGAGUCAGGCAGCCGGCAUGCCGUCGCGGCUUAUGACACGCUCGCCGGAGGAUCCUUCGCCCCUAGAAGAAACCGCAAAUUUAAACUCAAAACAUAAAAAUAAGAAUCGCAACGUCGCUUUAAGCGUUAGCGGGCGGGGGGGCAGAUAGUCGGGCCUAGCGCGCGCUUUACGGCCGUAACCGAAGCCUCGUGCUUGCCUAGCGAGACAGCCGGUGGAAUGGAGCCUCUCGCCGGCGGGGUUUAGCCGGCUCCCCCGGCCUCUCCCCCAACUCCCUACACCCCCCCUCUUCCCCACCACCCAUAAUCACCGUCAACCCAUAACUAUGUGAUGUGCGGGCGAGGGUGUACGUAGGCAGCGGCGGGGCUUGUGGAGCCGUCUCGUGUUGUCGAGGGUGGCGCAAGCGAUCGAGUGGAGCGGAAGAGAUUUUAAGCGACGGGUCUAGUAGGGGAAGGGCAUUUGUUGUUGAGCAGCAUGGGUUGCCGUGGGCAGGGCCGCCGCGGCCCGUGUAGCCCAUCUCCCCCUCGGAUUUCGACCGGUGCCAAUGGAUAAAGUGUCAACCCCUCACUCAUCUAUACAUAACCAUCCGUGCUGCGUGCUCAUUUUUGUUGUUGGUUUUUUGGGGCUUUGUAUUUUGUGCGAAUUGGCGUUUCAUUUAAGAGGUGGUGGGGGGGGGGCAGUUUGGGUUUUUUUGUUUUUAUUGUCAGGUCGGUCCGUCGUCGUGUGGUUCAUUCCACCGAGUUUUUUUUUUUGGGGGGGUCGGUCCUGUACGUGGUACAUGUAACGACUGUGCUGUUGUCAUUCGCAUGUGGCCUUAACCCUGGGCGGUUGGCCCACACACACUACUACUACUACUAUAUCGUGGGAGGUCGGGGGUGAGAUGCAGGUGGCAUGUAUUGGCGCUGCCAAACAUCUGGGCCGCACUGCUUUUGCUAUGCGAUUCUUCGCUGGAGGGGUUUGAUCGGGCAAAGUGCAGUGCUCCCCAACUUUUAAAAGUCACCCUCUGCGCACACUUUCCUUUGCGCCUGCUCUUGUUUGAAUUCACAAACAAAUACAUAGCGGUGGUGGUGGUGGUGGGGGGGAGGGAGGUUGCGGAGGAGUUGGGGGGCGUUAGUGAGUGAGAGGGGUUGAUCAUCAAAAAAGAGGGGGGCGACUUUUAUUUUCUCCAUCGACAACGGAAGAGCAAAAUUAGAAUCGAGGGCCCCUUCGCCAUAUGACAGGACAGGGCCACAGACGAGAGGAAGGGCCGCUGAGGGAGGGAACGCAAAAUAAAAACAAGAGUGAAGAAUUAUAAGACAAGAGGAGGGCGACUUCGACGGGAGGGAGGGCAGCAAUGGGGGACCCACAGUCCCGCCGCCACCACGCUCUCGGUCGCUUGCGGUCACAGCUGAGGCGCAAGAGGGAAUCCCUCGCCGACCAAUUUGACUUCAAGAUGUACAUCGCCUUCGUAUUCAGAGAUAAGAGGAAGAGGCCGGCGCUGUUUGAGGCCGGCGAAGUGAUGCCGGUGAUGACCAACAACUAUGAGGAGCUGAUCUUGAAGGGUGUGCGACAGGCCGACUACUCGCUGCAGAGCUCCCUAGAGCUGCUGAGCAAGGAUGUGGUGCAGCUACACGCACCACGCUAUCAGUCACUGCGACGUGAUGUGAUCGGCAAUGUGCAGGAUAUGGAUUUCUUUCUAUGGCCACGCAAGGAUAUAGAGAAGGUGGUUUGCCUCCUCUUUUCUCGCUGGAAGGGCUCAGACGAUCCAUAUAAGCUUAUUCAAGCCGAGUUUGAGUUUGACUACCAGGACUACGAACAGCAGCUGGUGCGGUUGCUUGGCCAAAAGGACAAGGCGGGUCUCGUUGUCAACAAUGACACGGAGUCGAUGUUCUUGUUCGUGCGCCGGCACGGACUCCCAAGUCAGAAGGGCAUGACUACGUCCGUGUUCAAGCUGUGCAGCAUCUGCCUGUACUUGCCGCAAGACCAGCUCACCCACUGGGGAGUGGGCAGUGUGGAUGACCACCUGAAGCCCUACCUCCCUGAUUAAAGCCUCUCCGCACUCACACUUAAACCCAUCGAUUGCUCUAAUAGUGGGCGAGCUCUGGGGCGUGGCGCAGAGUUCUGUACUCGAUGGGUUCACGUUGUAUGCGCGUGUGCGUGUUGAGCCAGUUGAGAUCGGAGCAGCACAACUUUUUAAUUUGAUUUGCUCCAAAUGGUAAACAUUGGAAGCUGCCGUAAGGGCCUUCCCAUAGCCAAUGUGACAGCAUUCCGACUUAUGCAGUGCGGUCAGUCUGUAGUGUUAAGACUUCCCCUCGACCCCUCGUACUGAUCAACCCUGCCUUUCCAAUGCAUCCCUUUGUUUCCACGUUUUUGUGUGCACACUUGAGUUUCACUCCUCCCUUAUUAAAUAAGAUAGGUGAGUGUUUUAGGCCAGUAAAGCCAUGUUUCCAUGUGCAGACUUUCAAAAGUACAUUGGGCAGCACAGAUAUUGUUGACCCAAUCUAAGGGCAAUUAUUUGCCGUCUGCUCCAUUCCAGCUAACUUUAGGGACCCAGAUUGCAGGUCCCAACAUUAAAGUGAAAUGCUGGUGUAAUUUAUUGAGCACCAGUCUGCACUAAAGGAUUUAACAUUUAAAUGCAGUCAAACUGGACCCCACAUCUCACCUGUUUGCACAUGGAACUGGGAUUUAUGCAACGUGUGAAAGAUAUCCCAAAACCGCUACUACAGUAGAGCCUCGGCUCAAACUGAGUUUAACUAUUUUGUAAGCAUUUUAAAUGAAAACCUCAAAUUGAUGCAUAUAACAACAGCUUGAUCUGUGCAUUUUUUGUAAGCAGGUAAUAAAGUCCGCACUUUUUCCAUUACCUAUAAUUGAACAAAUACAAAUAGAAAUGUGUUGUGAAAUACUGAGGUUCUAUUGUAGUGGUUGUGGGUAUUUUGGUAGGUGGGUGUGCAUUGUGGAGUUCCACCAAAUGUUAUGGAAUGGGAGUCUGACCUGCGUCGGACUGAAUUUUGUUAGCUUCAGGUUAAAUAGCUAGGAAACGCAGAUGACAACUAAAAUGCGAAUCCAUGUUGCUACAGUACAUGCAUCUCGUGCACGGUGCAUUGCUGCACUUGAUUUUGUUUUUAAGCGUGUUGAGCGCAACUUGCCGCACAGGAUGGAAUAUUGAGGCAGACUAGAGAAUGGAAAACUGUUGCCACAAAGUGCAUAUGUCAUGCAGAAGCAUUUCAUGGUGUUGGUCGACUUCCAAGGUCUUUUCAGGGCCUCGUGGAGGGGGAAAGAAAAUUUUCUCUAGGCCGCAAAAGAUAGCCCCAGGCUUCAGACAUGAUGGCCUCACGACAGGCCUGUGGAUGUUGGAAUGAGUGGGCCCCAUGUAGCGUUCUGUCGUCUCCGGGAACCUCGGUGGCCCUGGGUCUCCUCAACUGAUUUGAACUCCUCAGGAGUGAUUAAUUUCCAUCUCGAUUUGUUCUUCAUCUAAAUCUGUAAAACAGUUGUCACGCUGUGCAUCUGCUAGUGAACACCAAAAUAUUAACGUCUUAAUGUAGAAUUUCAUUUACCUGCGGUGUGGUUGAAAUUUUAUUUGUGCUUUUAAGCAUACUUGUGGCACGGGGUUUGAUUCUUUGGGCCGAUUAGAUUUUAAGUUUAAUUUUCUUGUGUUUUAGUUUGAUAUUUUUUAAGUUUGGGAUUUUUUUUUCCUUCUCGGUACAGCUCUCACGACAGGGCUUGUCAGAAUGCUAAAGCCUGUAUGCAGAGCGGGAUUCAAAACUAGAACGCAUACACAGGCAAGCUUGAGGCUUAAUAUACAUGAUACACCUGCUUUAAAAAGCAUAUUUUUAAGUAGGGAUCCCAAUUUCUGUGUAACGUUUGCACUAUGGUUAUGGGCACUGCAUCGUCAUGUCACAGUCCAUUUAACCACCGCAUAAUCCAGCAAAGGCCCCUCUGUGGUACUUAGGUUGGGAUAAUGAACAUACUUUUUUGUUAAAACGCUUGAGAGCUCGAAAUGUGAAAGAGCCAGUAUUGCCAGUUGAAAUGCCUCACCAUGGUCAUGCUAACACUGGUAUACAAAACACCAUUGUUAAAAUCUCGGCAACAUUCAAAUCAAUGGUAAAACAUGUAAAAUAAUUUACACUUGAUAUUAUGUUGCUAUGAUUGUAACAGCUGUUGUGCAUUGAUUAAUUUGUUGUCAUUUUAUAAUUUAAAUUGUUGCCGUUACAAUGUUCCAAUCUUAAAAUUCAGAUUUGUUCCGUUGCGCGUGUAAUGUGUGUGCUUGCUUAAAUGCGUUUGAUUUGCUUGCAUUUGUAUGACAAAAGGCUCUUGAGACAAAUAAAGGUGAGAAGAUUAUCCCUUGCAGGAAAAAUUACA
Messenger RNA from Petromyzon marinus (sea lamprey), 4451 nucleotides. RefSeq names its product chromosome 43 C6orf62 homolog (gene C43H6orf62). Lineage: Eukaryota; Metazoa; Chordata; Hyperoartia; Petromyzontiformes; Petromyzontidae. The record is from RefSeq and is a predicted model, not a curated record.